GAUGUUUCCGGCCCCGAGUUUACUGCUGAUCCUUCUGCUGUCGCAUGCUCAAUGCGAGGUUCCCGAUGAAGACGACUCCCGGGAUCUGGAGGACACCGAGUAUCCCGACGUAGGUGGCAUUGACGGCCUCAGCCUCAGUGGCCUCCUCAACGACCCGGUGGACCAGUUCGCAGGAAAAGUCAAGAUCAUCAGCCUGCUGGACGCCAUCCCGGUACCAUUUCCCGAGAAGAGUAACCUGGCCUUCGUGGAGGGAGAGGACGGGUUUCCUGCGUACGGCUUCAAAAAGGAACAUGAGGUCAAGCGGCCGUACCGUCUGUUCCUGCCGGAGCGUCUGCCGCGCGAGUUCGCGGUGGCCGUGACGGUGCUGCUGCGCUCGUCGGACGGCGGCUUCCUGUUCGCCGUGCUGAACCCGCUGGAGACGGUGGUGCAGCUGGGGGUGCAGCUGACGCCGGCUGCUGACGGAUACACCAACAUCAGCCUGCUGUAUACCGACUCGGAGGUGCACUUCACCUCUCAGAGACUGGCCACGUUCACCGUGCCCAGCGUGCAGGACGAGUGGACCAAGCUGGCGCUACAGGUGACCGACUCUGAGGUCACCCUCUACCUGAACUGCACCAAGCACUCGUCCGCGUACGCGCCCCGGGUGCCGCUCGAGCUGAUCUUCGACCCUGCCUCGACCCUAUUCAUCGGCCAGGCGGGCGGCAUCAUCGGGGGACAAUUCGAGGGUUCGCUGCAAGACCUGAAGAUCUACGACGACCCGGCGGUGGCGCCUCACCACUGCGAGGCGUUCAAGUUCGAGAUGAUCGGAGCAGGUGUCGUGAGGUGCUCGGGCAAUCUGCGCGCGGCGCGGAUCGCCCGUCGUUUGACCGGGGUGCGGACGGCAGCCGCCAGCAGUGACUGUCUGGUGGCCGGCCCGUCGUUUGACCGCGGGGUGCGGGGCAGCGGCGGCUGUCUGGUGGCCGGCCCGGCGUUUGACCGGGGUGCGGACGGCAGCAGCGGCGGCGCGAUGAUGGAGUGGCUGCCUCGGAGGCGGUCGGACACGCCGGGUCGGGCCGGUAAGACUGAUGGCGCCGACCGACUGAGAGCCCGACGACAGAGGGUGCGCCGCCAGCGGUCUCCGUCGGACGGCUUCAUUCUGUGCCGGGCGCGAGCGGUGGGGGUGUGA
This is a messenger RNA of Amphibalanus amphitrite, 1165 nucleotides long. RefSeq names its product collagen alpha-1(XV) chain-like. The transcript is spliced from 6 exons. The annotation marks the transcript as partial. Lineage: Eukaryota; Metazoa; Arthropoda; Thecostraca; Balanomorpha; Balanidae. The record is from RefSeq and is a predicted model, not a curated record.